AUGACAUGCUGGCCCACAGCUCUGAUCACUCUCUUGCGGUGGUCCGCGGAUGAGAAUUCUUUUCUGGCGAGAAUUAUUUCUGUUGCCCCCGCGCCACUUGUUCUUGAAUCAUCCGCCCCAGGCGUGGCUGGUGAUUGGGGCCAAGUCACCAAAGAAAGGCUCCAAAGGUUGGCAGGUUGGACCAUGUCCACUCGAUCUGGCGUGGCUGGUUCGCUGCCUGCUGUAUCCGUAGUCGAGGUAGGCAUGAAGGCGGUGGACCGAUUAGUUCGGAAAAGGCCCGAUCGAUUGAGCGAGGGAAAAUGUUCCGAGAGACGCAUCGAUUGGCCCGUCAGCAGUGUGGUCCUGGACUGGAACCUGACCGAGAAUAAGCUCUCGCCCGUCAAAGGGCUUACACCACCCCCAAUCGUCUCAGAGCCUCAGUAG
Molecule: messenger RNA, 423 nt
Organism: Colletotrichum acutatum
Lineage: Eukaryota; Fungi; Ascomycota; Sordariomycetes; Glomerellales; Glomerellaceae
Exons: 2
Coding region: 1-423 (140 amino acids)
Source: RefSeq, a predicted model, not a curated record